Sphaeroforma arctica JP610 is the source of this 1006-nucleotide messenger RNA. RefSeq lists its product as hypothetical. The record is from RefSeq and is a predicted model, not a curated record. Gene Ontology annotation, cellular component: plasma membrane; endoplasmic reticulum. The transcript has a single exon. Gene Ontology annotation, molecular function: calcium channel regulator activity; calcium ion binding. Gene Ontology annotation, biological process: store-operated calcium entry; activation of store-operated calcium channel activity; intracellular calcium ion homeostasis. The annotation marks the transcript as partial. NCBI's taxonomy places the organism in Eukaryota, Ichthyosporea, Ichthyophonida.
CGUAGAGGUGUGAGUUGAAUGUCAGGAUUAGAUACAUCAUGUCACGCACUUGUAGAAGUCCGGUGAGUUUUAUGCAUCUGUCGAUAUGCCUUCUCUGUAUAUGUUUCAGUCUGUGUAAUGCGGAAAUACUUAAGAGCCAGAACAGCGUAGCUCAGAGCAACACUAAAUCCAAUCCCAAAGUCGACAAUCUUAGUAACAAUAACAACAACAUGAAUAACAAUAUUAAUAAUAACGAACAAGAAAGCGAUGCUAUAGCAUCUAUACACUCACAGAUAGAUGUCGAUAAUGAUGGGGUAGUAAAUCUACGUGAAUCGGCAGGGUUCCUACAAUCCCUGAUAGAGAAUGAUCGCGAACGGAAGCGCAAAGACAAGGCUUUCCAUCUAUUUGACUCAGACCAGGACGACGAUGACUUCGUAUCUGUGGGUGAAUUACAAGCCGCUUGGUUGGUGAGUGCAGUACGUUCUUGGACAGUGGAAGAUGUGGUAUCCUGGGUGGCAUCUAAGCCGGAUUUGGCUGCAUAUGCGCCUGCGUUACUGGAGAAGGGUGUGAGUGGAAAACUACUGCCUGUGGUGGCCAUGGGAAAAGGGAAAAUGCUGCAGAAAUGGGGAUUUUCGGCGAAAGAGGCGGAGAAGUUGUCGCAGGCGAUUAUACUGGAAACUAUGUUUCCCUCUACUCCGACAUGGCAGGUGAAAGACGCAGUGCUGGGUGUGUGUAUCCUGUUGCUGGUACUAUCGGGUACAGGCUUGUGGUUCACAUCAAAGGGGACCAAAGAAUUGGAUACGCAAUUGCAGAAGAUGAAAGAGGAGCUCGAGAACGCUACAUUUCAGUUAGAGAAGGAGUCGAAAAAUCACGAGUUUGUACGAGGCGACGACGGCGGCACAGGGCCUGGGAGUCUUAUGAAUAGCGACGAUGACCUAUCAUCAACAGCUGUGCAUUUUCCGAAUAGCAACAGAAAUUCGCCAACGAUACGAAAUUUCAGUCAUACUCAGUUAAACGAUCUUGAAAG